GACGGUAGAAAUAGAUUAUCAAAUGAAGAGAGAAGAUGGGGGGAAAAAAGACAAACCUGAAGGAGGGGCAGAGGGAAAAGAAAGGUAUGUGGCUGCCUGAUAGUGUGAGAGGGAAUACGAAGAGAAGAGAGUAGAAGAAGGAGGCAAAGAAAUUAAAUAGGCACGGAAAGAGAUCAUAAGAGAAGAGAGACUGAUCCAUAAACGUCCUUCCGUGAGAAAUGCACCUGUUCUGUCGUCUGCUGUUCUUGACAAUUACCCUUCACCUUGGUGUUGUCAAGGGUGGAAGAGCCCAGCGUAAACAGAGGCAGGCUGAGGAGAAAUUAAGGCCGUAUUUGGGCAGAGUGGAUCCAGAAUCCCUGUGUCAGCUGUUGAAAUGUCACAGUCCUAUUGGUUCCUGGUGCCAAGUAGUGAAGGAGGGUGGAGUUCUCAUCCCUAAAUGUGUGUGUCCAAAGACCUGCCCACGGCAGGGGGCACCAGUCUGCAGCGUUAUGGGGAAGAUGUACAGCAAUGAGUGUCUUCUUCACAAGGAGGCCUGCCGCAAAAAACGACGCAUUGGCAAGGCACAUACUGGAGCUUGUCUGGUGAGCGAGGCUGAGUGCUCUGAGGAAGAGUUCGGUCAGUUCCCGUACCGUCUGCUGGACUGGUUCUUACUCCUCAGCAGAAUGGGAGAGAGAUACACACCAGCCGCUCCCUCACAAAGCUGCCUCACACACACACAGCGAACACAGCUUGCAGAGAGGAGGUUCGUUCUGCUGGAUCGCAACAGGGACGGGAAGUUAAGCAGAAGAGAUCUGAGAAAGCUUCACUAUAAGCGGAUGCCACUGGAGCACUGCGCUCAAAGAUUCUUCCAGUCAUGUGACAAGAACAAGAAUAAGAAGGUGACCUUGAGGGAGUGGACAUCCUGUCUGGUUGACCGGUCAGAACGCUGGUUUCAGGAUUUCAUGUCCGUGAAGAUGGGCUCACCAAAGCUGUGUCCUGUCCCAGACAACAACCUUUAAAUUUAGAUGCUUCAUCCAGGGGGAAUCGUAUUUUAAACCUCAUCAGCUUGAUUCGUGAAUAUUAAUUAAUUAGCUGACAUGACA
Molecule: messenger RNA, 1082 nt
Organism: Labeo rohita (rohu)
Lineage: Eukaryota; Metazoa; Chordata; Actinopteri; Cypriniformes; Cyprinidae
Gene: sparcl2
Product: SPARC-like 2
Exons: 9
Coding region: 219-998 (259 amino acids)
Biological process (GO): anatomical structure development
Molecular function (GO): extracellular matrix binding; collagen binding; calcium ion binding
Source: RefSeq, a predicted model, not a curated record